This is a messenger RNA of Nycticebus coucang (slow loris), 793 nucleotides long. RefSeq names its product NADH:ubiquinone oxidoreductase core subunit S7 (gene NDUFS7). Gene Ontology annotation, molecular function: 4 iron, 4 sulfur cluster binding; quinone binding; NADH dehydrogenase (ubiquinone) activity. The coding region runs from base 62 to 715 and encodes 217 amino acids. Lineage: Eukaryota; Metazoa; Chordata; Mammalia; Primates; Lorisidae. Gene Ontology annotation, biological process: electron transport coupled proton transport; aerobic respiration; mitochondrial respiratory chain complex I assembly. The transcript is spliced from 8 exons. The record is from RefSeq and is a predicted model, not a curated record.
CGGGGAACCCGGAGGGCUAAGGAGGACGGACCACAGAGGUUGUCUGAAGGCCGAGGCCAAGAUGGCGAUGCUGGUGGCUCCUGGCCUGCUCUGCUUCCGGAUCCUGGGUUUGCGCUCCAGCGUGGGCACAGCAGUGCUGGCCCAAGAUGUCCAUCAGAGUGCUGCUGCUGAUGGCCCAAGCAGCACCCAGCCCGCUGUGACGAAAGCCAGAACUGUGGUCCCUAGACCCACUGCAUUUCCCAGCAGCCGGGGCGAGUAUGUGGUGGCCAAGCUGGAUGACCUUAUCAACUGGGCCCGCCGGAGUUCGCUGUGGCCCAUGACCUUUGGCCUGGCCUGCUGUGCCGUGGAGAUGAUGCACAUGGCCGCACCCCGUUAUGACAUGGACCGCUUUGGCGUGGUCUUCCGUGCCAGCCCUCGCCAGGCUGAUGUGAUGAUUGUGGCUGGAACACUCACAAACAAGAUGGCCCCAGCGCUCCGUAAGGUCUACGACCAGAUGCCAGAGCCUCGCUAUGUCGUGUCCAUGGGGAGCUGUGCCAAUGGAGGAGGGUACUACCACUAUUCCUACUCGGUUGUGCGAGGCUGUGACCGCAUCGUGCCUGUGGACAUCUACGUCCCAGGCUGCCCACCCACGGCGGAGGCCUUGCUGUAUGGCAUCCUGCAGCUACAGAGGAAGAUCAAGAGGGAGCAGAGGCUCAAGAUCUGGUACCGCAGGUAGUGCCACCACUACUGGAGCCACCGGAGCACGUCCUGUGUUGCCCCUAGAGAUCGUCAAUAAAGCUGCCCUCAGGUCCCA